GGCUGGCUCAGUCAGGCUGGAUCAAAUCAGUGUGUGAGGUGGUGUGAAGGAGGUUGGGUGUGCCAACAGGGUAGCCCGGGUGUGACGCGCAACUCUGCCGCAGACAACAGCUAUACAUUUCCCGCCGCGCAUCAACAACACCGCCACAUUGUACAUACAUCCUCACAACCAGGCUGAGGUGGUGGUGUAUGUGUGUGGUGGCGUUAAACUAUUCAUCACAUAACUAGGUGUGCGAGGUGUUAGUGUGGGCGGCAGGUGUAGCAGGAGACGAUGCUUGGCGAGCUUGUGUGUUUGGCUGUGGUGACCUGGGUGAUCUUGUGGUCCCUAAAACCUCCUGCACAGCUCCUGGGGGUCUACAGCCGCCCUGGACUAUGGUUCUGCCCCAAGGUCCUCCUCUUCUACCUCCUCGUCAAGCUACGUCGCUGGAGAGGAGGUGGAGGUGAGGAAGGUGCGUCCGGGAAGGGGGAUGCCGGCUAUGGCGUCAAGUCUCGCCCCACCACGGAGAUGAUGGAGUGCGUCCAGCCCCUCUCUCAACACCCUAAGGCCAUCGAUGCUGUGUACUUCAAUGCAGGCAGUGAGAAUGGCCACUAUCUCGUAGCUGCCACCGCCCGCCGACCUAAAGGGGUUAUUAAUGGUGUUCUCUACAUCAGGAUCCCGAGUUUGGGGCUACUACAGCUGCCCAAGAUGCCCGACACAUUAAUGUUUGGUAAUGGGGAGCACUACGCUGCUGAGGGCCUCCGCAUCACCCCACUGUCACCCAUGGCUGCCUGGAGGAUACAGUACAAUGGGCCCAUGAAAUUAAGAGGAGAACCACUCUCAAGGCGCCAGGUGGAGGUGGACGUCCAGUGGACCAGCAGUCAGCCAUAUUUCGACUUCGACACUGAUAUGGAUGCGUGGGCCCUGGCACGGAGUAUCGCACGGGAACCCUGGUCUAAAGAGUACUUUCAGGCCCUCAAAGAAGCUCACCAGACACACUACGAGCAGAUGGGGAGGAUAGAGGGGACAGUGGUGGUUGAUGACCAUCCUUAUAUACUCAGGCUAGACUCCAUGAGGGAUCACAGCUAUGGAUACAAGCGGGAGUGGAAGCUGAUGCAUCGGUACGGCCUGCAUAUGUUCACAACAGAGGAUGGCCUGCAGGGCAAUGUGGGUGUCGUCUGCCAACCUGUGACAUGUACCCAGCUGGAGAUGGGGUAUGUGUGUGAUGGCGGGAAGGUGAUACCAGUGUCAUCCGUGGACCUUCCACUCUGGCAACAUGGCGAGAAUGGUCACCCACCCACUGACUAUGCCUUUUUCUUCGUUGCAGGCAGGAAGGAGUACCUAGUGGAGGUCUCAGUGGUGGAGGCUCCUGAGUUUUACAUUGGCUGGGAGUGGGAGACCAGAAUAGUGGAGCGAAUGGUCACUUUCAGGAUAAAUGGGAGGAAAGGUUGGGGUAUAGCGGAGUGGAACUACAGACAUCAUGGAGGUCGCCCACAUAUAUACAGUACUCAUGAUCCUGUGUGGACUGCUGACCUCGUGAAAGAAGCAGAAGAAGACAGACAGCUAGUCACAUCUGAGAAUGACCCCCGUUGUGUGGUACAUUACCCCAAUCUGAAGGGAGCAGGUGACUCUCGAAUAAUCCUCCUCAGUGAUAAAAGUUACAAAAAACUUAUUGAGUGUAAGAAAAUGAGAACACAGUUAGGAGGAGAAGACCAUCAUGCUCAACAGUGUGAGUGUAUUCCACCACUGAGCUAUGACCCUAAAAGAGAUGGCUACCACAGACCUUGUUAUAUGGAAUUCAUAAAAUUUAGAACAACCAAGAAAUCUAAUUCGGGGAACAACAAUGAUCUGCUACUUUCUCAACCCUGGGUGAAAUCUGACCAAGAGAACAACAAUGAUCUGCUACUUCCUGAAACCCAGGUGAAAUCUGACCAAGAGAACAACAAUCAUCUGCUACUUCCUGAAGCACGGGUGAAAUCUGCAGAAAUAAACCAGAAUAACAAGACACGACCUGAGGCCAAAUCCCCACCUGUCCAAGAACAUAAUAUUGAGAAGUUAAAUUCUAAAGCUCGGUCUGUAGUAACCAAGGAAAAUACAAUUAAGAAAUUAGAUUCAAAAGCUCAACAUUCUACACUGCCCAAGGAAAAUACAAUUAAGAAAUUAGAUUCAAAAGCUCAACAUUCUCCACUGCCCAAGGAAAAUACAAUUAAGAAGUUAGAUUCAAAAGCUCAACAAUCUCUACUGCCCAAGAAAAAUACAAUUAAGUUAAAUUCAAAAGCUCAAUGUACAAUAGCUAAGAAAAAUUACAUUGAAAAAUUAGAUAAUGAAAGCCAAUUGCAAUAUGUCCCCCAAAAUACCAUUAAAAAGUGGAAGCCAAAAUUCCAAUCUCCAUUUGUCCAAGAAAAUCAUAUUAAAAAGUUGAAUUCUAAAUCACAAAAGCCAAUUAUUCAAGAAAAUUAUAUUAAAAAGUUAGAAUCUGAAGUUGAACCUUUCUCCUGCCGAGUAAGUGACAACGAAGAUUUGAACCUACAAUCUGAGACCAUCCCUGACCAAGGAAAUUAUCACCAAGAGUCAGAUGAUAAGCCUCAGUUUAAUUUAGUCAGGAAAAAUGGGUAUGGGAGGUCAAACCCUCACUCCCAAUCAGUGUGGAGCCAAGAUGAUUAUGAAGAUUCAGUUCAUCCAUCCCAAUCAGCCCAGGGUCUCCAGGGUAAUGAUUACAAAGAAACAAAUCCUCAUUCCCAAUCAGCAGGUGGCCAGGAAGACUCAGUUACUAAAACCCAAUCAGUACUGCAUCAAAAUGAUGAUUAUGAAGAGUUAGAUCACCAAACCCAACCAGUCUUUGGCCAACCUAAUGAUUAUGAAAAGUCAGUCACUCAAGCCCAAUCAUUAUGGGCCAAAGACGAUGAUUAUGAAGAACUCAACACUCAAUUCCAAUCACCAGGUGGCCAAAAUAAUGAUUAUGAAGAGUCAAUCCCUCAAUCACAAUCACCAGGUGGUCAGGAUAAUGAUUAUGACGAGUCAAUCCCUCAAUCACAAUCACCAGGCGGCCAGAAUAAUGAUUACGAAGAUCCAAUCAUUCAAACCCAAUCACCAGGUGGCCAGGAUAAUGAUUAUGAAGAGUCAGCCCCUCAAUCCCAAUCACCAGGUGGCCAGAAUAUUGAUUAUGAAGAGUCAAUCCCUCAAUCACAAUCACCAGGUGGCCAAGAUAAUGAUUAUGAAGAGUCAGCCCCUCAAUCCCAAUCACCAGGUGGCCAGAAUAGUGAUUAUGAAGAUCCAAUCAUUCAAACCCAAUCACCAGGUGGCCAAGAUAAUGAUUAUGAAGAGUCAGCCCUUCAAACUCAAUCACCAGGUGGCCAGGAUAAUGAUUAUGAAGAGUCAAUCCUCAAUUCCAAUCACCAGGUGGCCAAGAUAAUGAUUAUGAAAGAAUCAGUCCUUCAAACCCAAUCACCAGGUGGCCAAGAUAAUGAUUAUGAAGAGUCAGCCCCUCAAUCCCAAUCACCAGGUGGCCAGAAUAUUGAUUAUGAAGAGUCAGCCCCUCAAUCCCAAUCACCAGGUGGCCAGAAUAGUGAUUAUGAAGAUCCAAUCAUUCAAACCCAAUCACCAGGUGGCCAAGAUAAUGAUUAUGAAGAGUCAGUCCUUCAAACUCAAUCACCAGGUGGCCAGGAUAAUGAUUAUGAAGAUCCAAUCAUUCAAACCCAAUCACCAGGUGGCCAAGAUAAUGAUUAUGAAGAGUCAGUCCUUCAAACCCAAUCACCAGGUGGCCAAGAUAAUGAUUAUGAAGAGUCAAUCCCUCAAUCCCAAUCACCAGGUGGCCAAGAUAAUGAUUAUGAAGAGUCAGUCCUUCAAACCCAAUCACCAGGUGGCCAAGAUAAUGAUUAUGAAGAGUCAGUCCUUCAAACCCAAUCACCAGGUGGCCAGGAUAAUGAUUGUGAAGAGUCAAUCCCUCAAUUCCAAUCACCAGGUGGCCAAUAUAAUGAUUAUGAAGAGUCAGUCCUUCAAACCCAAUCACCAGGUGGCCAGGAUAAUGAUUAUGAAGAGUCAAUCCUUCAAUCCCAAUCGCCAGAUGGCCAAGAUAAUGAUUAUGGAGAGUCAAUCCUUCAAUCCCAAUCGCCAGGUGGCCAAGAUAAUGAUUACGAAGAUCCAAUCCCUCAAUCCCAAUCACCAGGUGGCCAGGAUAAUGAUUAUGGAGAGUCAAUCCUUCAAUCCCAAUCUCCAGGUGGCCGGGAUAAUGAUUAUGGAGAGUCAAUCCUUCAAUCCCAAUCGCCAGGUGGCCAGAAUAAUGAUUUCGAAGAUCCAAUCAUUCAAACCCAAUCACCAGGUGGCCAAGAUAAUGAUUAUGAAGAGUCAUUUCCUCAAACCCAAUCAGUGUGUGCCAAAGAUAAUGAUUAUGACGAUUUAGAGACCCAAUCAAUCUGGGGACCAGAUGAUAUUUAUGAAGAUCCAAUCAUUCAAACUCAAUCACCAGGUGGCCAGGAUAUUGAUUAUGAAGAGUCCGUCCCUCAAAUCCAAUCAGCAAGGGACCAAGAUGAUUAUGAGGAUUUUGAUACUCAUGCCCAAUCAAUUUGGAGACAAAAUGGUGAUGAAAACACACAUACCCAAUCCGAAUCAAUACAGGACCAAAAUAAAAAUUAUGAGGAUUUAGACAGUCAAAUCCAAUCAGUCUGGAGCCAAGGUAAAGAUUAUGAAGAAUCCAAGUUUGAAGUUCAUUCUAUAUCCGAUAAAAGUGAAAAGGCGACAGAGUCUCAGAACUAUUCCAUAAAUGACAAUGAACAUAAUAAUGACGAGUCACUCCCUAAUUCUCAAUCAAAACUUAACAAUGAUCAUAAUGAGUCACUCCCUCACUCCCAAUCAAAACUUGACAAUGAACAUAAUAAUGACGAGUCACUCCCUCAUUCUCAAUCAAAACUUAACAAUGAUCAUAAUGAGUCACUCCCUCACUCCCAAUCAAAACUUGACAAUGAACAUAAUAAUGACGAGUCACUCCCUCAUUCUCAAUCAAAACUUAACAAUGAUCAUAAUGAGUCACUCCCUCACUCCCGAUCAAAACUUGACAAUGAACACAAUAAUGACGAGUCACUCCCUCAUUUUCAAUCAAAACUUGAACUUAAUACUAUAAUGACAAAUCCCGAAGAAAAUGAUUAUGAUGAGGUACAUGUAAAGCCUCAGUCUAACUUUGAAAGCAGUGAUGAAGACUCGGAGGCUCUUUCACAGUCACCAAGUAAUCCAGUGCAGAAAAAUGAAAAAGCAAAUAUCCAUUGUCAAUCUAUACUUGUACAUGAAAUGGAUAAUGAAUCACACAUUCAACCUAAAACCGAAAAUCACAUAAAAAAUGACGAUGAAGAAUCUGAAAAUGAAUCCCAAUGUGACAGUGGCGAAGAAAGUGAUGCAGAAGAGUCUAGCAAUAUAUCUCCAUGUGAUGCAGAAACCAAAAGCAGAAUAUCAGGUCGUCAGACCCAAUCCACACUUGACUCUGAACAGGACAAUGAAUCAAACACCCAAGAAUAUGACAGUGAAGAGGUGGAUGCUGAAUCACAUUAUGAAGACAACAGUGAAGAAGAAACAGAAUCUCAGUCACUGUCGGUACACAACCUUAAAACCAGCAGUGAAAAUCCAGACUUAGAUUAUUGGGGUAUUUUACUUCAAGAUAAGAGUGAUAAUGAGUCCAGUGUACAUGACCAAUCCAUAAUCAACCAAGAAAGUGACAUUGAAGAAUCAGAUAAUGAGUCUCAAUCAGAAUAUAACCAAGAAAGUGAUAAAGAAUGUGAUCUUGUAUCCCAAACUAUAAGUAAUUCAAAGGUCAGAACCAGAAAGUCAGAUCCAGAGAGCCAAUCUAUAUUUCACCAAGAGAAUGGUGACGCAGAUACACUUCCUCAGACCAACAUCAAUUGUCACAGAGAAAAUAACCUUGGAGUGUCAGACCCCGAAUCUCAAUCUACAUUUGAUCACGAAGACGAAAAUGAGGAGGAAAGUAAGAGUGAGGAGGGCGAUGAAGGUGAGGAGGAAAAUGAAAAUGAGGGUGAGGAGGAAAGUGACGAGGAAAAUGAGGGUGAGGAGGAAAUUGAUGGCGAGGAAACAGAUUCAUCAAGCAGUGAGUAAAGCCUAAUGUAUACUGUGUGUCAUUCAUUGGCUUACACUAUACUGUCCAAUUGUAAUCUGCUGGAAUACAAAGAACACUAAAACUCAAGGUUAUUACUUUGUCUUUAUGAAAUGAAAGAAAAUAGAAAAUUUACACGAAGUUGAUAUAUUUUAAAUGAGGCUCAAAGUGUGCAGCAAUUAUUUCCAAUUUACAUUAUUUUAUUAUGGCAGUGUUAUUAGGUACCUACUUCAAGAGAGCUUUCAGAACUGUCAACUACACCGAAAGCUCAGUAUUUGUUCGACUUGUCAUUUUUAAAUUCCUGAGAAAUAAAGAAAAGAUAAACUA
Messenger RNA from Homarus americanus (American lobster), 6397 nucleotides. Its product is annotated as protein PFC0760c-like. Bases 271 to 6072 code for a protein of 1933 amino acids. The record is from RefSeq and is a predicted model, not a curated record. The transcript has 14 exons. Lineage: Eukaryota; Metazoa; Arthropoda; Malacostraca; Decapoda; Nephropidae.